Messenger RNA from Linderina pennispora, 1180 nucleotides. RefSeq lists its product as uncharacterized. Lineage: Eukaryota; Fungi; Kickxellomycota; Kickxellomycetes; Kickxellales; Kickxellaceae. The record is from RefSeq and is a predicted model, not a curated record. The coding region runs from base 218 to 1078 and encodes 286 amino acids. The transcript has a single exon.
AGUGACUCGAAUCGAGUGCAACGGAGAACAGAAUGCUUGAGCACUUAUUAGUCUGCUACAUACUUCAAUACCAUUCACAUACAAAAAUAAUGCACAGUCGGAAGGAUGGAACAGUGGCAUACCCGCCACAUUGGACACUGCACCCAAAAGGCGCAGGUGCCUGCUGGUUGGGCGCCAAGACGCACUGUCACAUUACUCCGCUGUGAGAUCUGGAGAUAUGCAGCGGCCUCUCCCGGAUUCGAUUUAUUACGCUUUGACAGGCGAUCACGGUGACCUGCAGUUGAAAAUGUGCCACAAAGAAACGGCUUUGUGGACCGGUCAUAAUGCGGUCCAUGGAACAUCUCUGGGAUCUUCGGGAGGUGGGGAAAUCACAGGCUGGGGGCGUUACCCUUCUUUUGCUCCUUUCCCCGCCUUGUGCACCAGUAUCUCCCAUUUCUGUUCCUCAAUUCUUCACCUCAUCCUUAAUACACCCUCAUCACUUUCACCCAUGUCAGCCAUACAUGAGUAUACGCUGAUAGAGAACGGGGACAUUCAGUGCGUUGGCGUCUACCCGGGAGUACACAAAAGCAGCUCACAUGCAGAGAGCACCACCACACCGUGCUACACAGUCGUAUGCCAAACACUGCCAGUAUAUUUGUACCAGGGGAGCACACGUUCCGGUGACCAUGCAGAAUACGAGGCACACCCGGUGCUGCUAUCGCAUGUGGCAGAUAUCCAUGGGCCAGGGUUCGACGGGUGGUUCCAGGCAACCUCAAAGCACUACGAGUUUAUUGAUCUGCGGGGGCGGCUCCUGAAGUGGAGCGUGCGGCUACUGUCGCGGACAUGGAAGCUGACAGACCAGCAGGGCGAGAUCGUUGCGUAUUUCCGGCGGGUGGGGCCGAGCCUGCGGCGUAUUGGCACCGUGGAGAUUGUGCGGGCUGAGGAUCUGGCUCAGCUACCGCUGAUAAUCCUGUCGUGGCGGCUCGUGGAACUGCAUAGGUACAUGAACGACCGGUCCGUGAAGGUGUGGGCGACAACAGACCCGCUGCAGAAGGACACCAACGAACAGGAGGUCAGUGGGGUGGGGCAGUUUAUGUAGAAGAGCAGGAGAAGCGCUGGGUUUGGCCGAAUUUUGUAGUAAUUUUCAGUUCCUCUGGAGGUUCCACGUAGAAACUCUUUUUUGCAUGUUUUAUUUCUCCAA